This is a messenger RNA of Guyanagaster necrorhizus, 481 nucleotides long. RefSeq lists its product as uncharacterized. The transcript has 4 exons. Bases 104 to 376 code for a protein of 90 amino acids. The record is from RefSeq and is a predicted model, not a curated record. Lineage: Eukaryota; Fungi; Basidiomycota; Agaricomycetes; Agaricales; Physalacriaceae.
GCCGUUUGUGCCAUGAGAAUGAAUCAUCAGUUUCAGGAACGUCCAACGUAUAUAAACCACGACCUGCGCUUUACAAGAGCAUCACUCCUUUUUCACCGUCAGAAUGAAGUUUACAUUGGCCUUUUUAUUAGUGCUAAGUGCUGCGACCGCACAAGCAUUAUACCUUAAUACCGAUGUCCAAGCCCGCGUAGCUUCCUGGCUGGAGAGGCAGAGCCAGCGAAAGAAGACGUCAAAAGGUCGGAUUGAAAUACACCGUUAUUGCGAGGGUAUGGAGACAUGGUCUUUUACCGCGGAAGGAGCAUUUGAAUAUCCAAUGAUACGCGUAUACCAAUAUGAUAUUUAUCUGGCAACAGAGAUAAGAAAGCAAGAAAACUGAUGAUACGGAAGAUAUCAAUCGAGGGAAGGCGUGUUCAUCGGCGAAGGAGUUCUGCAAGUUCCUGGGCUCAGGAGCAAAGAAGUUAUGUUUCACAUGGAAGAGCCC